AUGGAAGCUCAAAAUAUUAUUGCGAAAGUAGAAGGCCCGUCGGAAUGGGACAACCGCGAGCCGCCCAGCACUACCCAAUCCGAGCAAACUGCGGAACCAAAGAGUCAGCAAAUCUCCGAGCCUAUCGUAGAAACCACCACCGAGACCACAACGGUCGCGACCACGACCACGACUCGCGCGACGACCACUACCACUCGUACGACGACCACGACGACGACUACGACAAGGCCCACGACAACGCUUGAGCCAACGAAGUACUGCAUCGUGAAGAAGCCGGAGAGUGAUGAUCAGGCGCAGUAUAUCAAGAUGGGGGAAACGAGACGGCUGUACCGUUCUGCGGAGCUGGCCGAAUGCACAGACCUGUGCGUCUGCGAGGCGUCGCUUCAAGUAUCCUGUAAGGUGGCCUGCGUCCCCCGAGCGCCUUGCUCGUCCCGACUUGCCCACUACUCGCACGCUGCGCCGGCGUAUCAAGCAUACAGGGGUCGUUGCUACUGCUAUUCUGGGUCGUUUAUCUGCAUGAGGCCCAAUCCUGGUGAAUACAAGCUGCCCGAAGGCGUGUACUUACUGCUGGGCUUCAGCGCGGUAGACGAGGCUUUGCUGCGUCCGCACACCGGGCUCGGCGCUGAAGAUGCUGUCCGUCUACUCCAGCAGUAUCUGUAUACUGUGCACAAUGAUGGGACAAACUGCACUCUGACCCUGUUCAACAUCAGCAACGAGAACGUGAUCAUCUCGGCGAGCGUCCCGCAGAGGGAACAGGAGUCCCUACGGGAGGCUGGCGAGGCUUUACUGGAUCGGGAGAAGGAGGAAUGUAUUGACGUCCUGAAAGAGGUCAAGACCAGGAUCAACACCCAACACGAAGAUAUCUCCUCUCACCUACUUCUCUCUAUCUUCAAGAUCGCUGAAGUGGACGUGGUCUACCCCGCACCCCCUAGCUCGGCCAUCACCAGCCAUCGGCCUCAAAGCCUCAUUUACCUCUUCAUCAUCCUCAUCACCAUCCUAUACAACGUCGAAUUCAUCAUCCCCGCCGACAAAAUCGUCAAUUUUAUAUCGNGAAAUCCAACACCCUCCUUCUGGCGCAGUCGGCUGUACCGCUCGGCAGAGCUGGCGGAAUGCACAGACCUGUGUGUCUGCGAGGCGUCGCUUCAAGUAUCCUGUAAGGUGGCCUGCGUCCCCCGAGCACCCUGCUCGUCCCGACUUGCCCACUACUCGCACGCUGCGCCGGCGUACCAGGCGUAUAGAGGGCGUUGCUACUGCUACUCUGGAUCGUUUAUCUGCAUGAGGCCCAAUCCUGGUGAAUACAAGCUGCCCGAAGGCGUGUACUUGCUGCUAGGUUUCAGCGCGGUCGACGAGGCGUUGCUGCGCCCUCACACCGGGCUCGGCGCUGAAGAUGCUGUCCGUCUACUCCAGCAGUACCUGUAUACUGUGCACAAUGAUGGGACGAACUGCACUCUGACCCUGUUCAACAUCAGCAACGAGAACGUGAUCAUAUCGGCGAGCGUCCCACAGAGGGAACAGGAGUCCCUCCGGGAGGCUGGCGAAGCUUUACUGGAUCGGGAGAAGGAGGAAUGUAUUGACGUCUUGAAAGAGGUCAAGACGAGGAUCAACACCCAACAUGAAGAUAUCUCCUCCCACCUGCUUCUCUCUAUCUUCAAGAUCGCUGAAGUGGACGUGGUCUACCCCGCACCCCCUAGCUCGGCCAUCACCAGCCAUCGGCCUCAAAGCCUCAUUUACCUCUUCAUCAUCCUCAUCACCAUCCUAUACAACCUCGAAUUCAUCAUCCCCGCCGACAAAAUCGUCAAUUUUAUAUCGAAUUUAUUCGAUUAUAUAACAACUUCGAACGUCGUUCCUUUCUUUAACGAGAGAUAUAAUAUUUUGAACUUUCUAUCUAUUUUGAACGAAGAAUUUACUGAAAUUAUAUAUGUACAAACAUCGCACGAUGCACACGCUUAUGUAAAUGCACAAAACGAAACUAUCACCGAAGUUAAAGUAGAUGUAAGUGAUCUAGAUGUAAAUAUUUAUAAGGAAAUGAUACAUAUCAUAAAAGCUGUGAAUAUUACAAUAUUUGAUAAUUUUAAAAAACUUGUUGCUGAUGCAAUUAUACUUAAAUAUUUUUCUAGAGACGUGUACUAUGAGAUUGGAUGUACUAUUACUGUACUGCUUUUUUAUUUCUUUGUUGAGAGAGCGUCCUCUUCUAGAGUUGAACUUGAGUCCGAUAGCCUAGGUCUGAAAUUAGUAGUAGUUUGAAGACUGAAGAUUAUGAACUAAACAUAUCAUAGUUAAUAUAUUUGGUUUGUUUCCGACUUAGACUGGUGCUUUGUAGGUGGAUCUUAAAGGCUGGGUUUUGUAAAUAAGUGUACGCCUUUUACACUGGUAAAUUUUUGUUAAUAUACAAUAGUUAUCUGCUAUAGACACGAUUUGAAUUUUUUGAGAUGUUCUGCAUUCAGGAUUUUAUAGAAAAAAUAUUAAUAGUGGUAGAAAAGCAAAAACUUAUUAAAA
This is a messenger RNA of Ostrinia furnacalis (Asian corn borer), 2496 nucleotides long. RefSeq lists its product as uncharacterized. Gene Ontology annotation, cellular component: signaling receptor complex; external side of plasma membrane. Gene Ontology annotation, biological process: nervous system development. The record is from RefSeq and is a predicted model, not a curated record. Gene Ontology annotation, molecular function: signaling receptor activity. The transcript has 10 exons. NCBI's taxonomy places the organism in Eukaryota, Metazoa, Arthropoda, Insecta, Lepidoptera, Crambidae. Bases 1 to 2244 code for a protein of 747 amino acids.